Molecule: messenger RNA, 558 nt
Organism: Staurois parvus
Lineage: Eukaryota; Metazoa; Chordata; Amphibia; Anura; Ranidae
Source: the annotation of a GenBank genome assembly
AGGUCUCGGGCCCUCAGGCGGAGCGGCGGGCGCCGGACCCCCAGGCGGAGCGACAGGUCUCGGGCCCUCAGGCGGAGCGGCGGGCGCCGGACCCCCAGGAGGAGCGACAGGUCUCGGGCCCUCAGGCGGAGCGGCGGGCGCCGGACCCCCAGGCGGAGCGACAGGUCUCGGACCCUCAGGCGGAGUGGCGGGCGCCGGACCCCCAGGCGGAACGACAGGUCUCAGGCCCCCAGGCGGGGCGGCGGGCACCGAGUCACCAGGCACAACCGUGGGCUCCGAGUCAACUGGGAUGACCGCUGGCACUGGGUCAGACAUUGGAUCGUCUGGCUGGACAGCGGGCAUCGGGUCACCAGGCAUCAGGUCAUUUGGCUCGACAGCGGGCACCGCGUCAUCUGGCAAGGCAGUGGGCUCCGAGUCAACAGGCACGACAGUGAGCACCGGGUCAUCAGGUAUGACAGCGGGCACUGGGUCACCAGGCAUCAGGUCAUUUGGCUCGACAGCGGGCACCGGAUCAGGUACCGGAUCAUCUGGAUCAACAGCGGGCAUCGAGUCAACUGG